Eleginops maclovinus (Patagonian blennie) is the source of this 4294-nucleotide messenger RNA. It is a transcript of the gene galnt14, whose product is annotated as UDP-N-acetyl-alpha-D-galactosamine:polypeptide N-acetylgalactosaminyltransferase 14 (GalNAc-T14). Gene Ontology annotation, molecular function: polypeptide N-acetylgalactosaminyltransferase activity. The transcript is spliced from 15 exons. Gene Ontology annotation, biological process: protein O-linked glycosylation. Lineage: Eukaryota; Metazoa; Chordata; Actinopteri; Perciformes; Eleginopidae. The coding region runs from base 156 to 1844 and encodes 562 amino acids. Gene Ontology annotation, cellular component: Golgi apparatus. The record is from RefSeq and is a predicted model, not a curated record.
GUUGCCGUCAGCACAGAGUGUGUGUCGGAGUGUGUGUUAGUGGAGCUUAGUCCGCUUUGAGUGCGCUUUGUUUUAUUCUCUUCUCUCGCUUCUGUAGAAAUGGAAAUAUAAGAUGAGCCGGGCAGCGGGCGCCGCCGGCUCCUCCUGACCGGAAAAUGAAGCGUCUCUGUCGGAGGCUGUCGGUGAGCGUGGCGGUGCUGGUGUGGCUGGGAGCGCUGGUUUACCUGCUGGUGCUCAGCCGGAGGAGGCUGCCGGAACUCGGGACCGGAGCAGGGGGAGCCGGAGGACCGGGAGGAGAGACAGCGUUCAGCCAGAUCUCCGAUGCCGAGUGGGAGGACAUGUUGGAGGGCUUCGAUGAGCGCGGGUACCUGGGCGCUCGGCGCUGGAAACCCGGAGACGACCCGUACACACUGUACGCCUUCAACCAGCGGGAGAGCGAGCGCAUCCCCAGCAACCGAGCCCUGAGGGACACCCGCCACUACAGGUGCACCAGUCUUCAUUACGAUUCUGAUCUUUCUCCAACUUCCAUCAUCAUCACCUUCCACAACGAGGCCAGAUCCACCCUGCUGCGCACCAUCAUGAGCGUGUUGAACAGGACCCCAGUUCAUCUCAUCCACGAGAUAAUUCUGGUGGACGACUUCAGUGAAGACGAAAAUGACUGCCAGCUUCUCACCAAACUGCCCAAAGUCAAAUGUUUUCGCAACAACAAGAGAGAAGGACUCAUCAGGUCCAGAGUCCGGGGGGCCGAUGCUGCGAGGGCCGGGGUCCUCACCUUCCUGGACAGCCACUGUGAGGUGAACAAGGACUGGCUGCCCCCCCUGCUGCAGAGGAUCAAACAGGACCCAAGCUGUGUGGUCAGCCCGGUCAUCGACAUCAUCAACAUGGACACCUUUGCCUACGUGGCGGCCUCCGCUGAUCUCCGUGGAGGUUUCGAUUGGAGUCUCCAUUUCAAGUGGGAGCAGCUGUCGACUGAACAGAGAGCUCUACGCACCGACCCCACCCAGCCCAUCAAGACUCCCAUCAUCGCGGGCGGGCUGUUUGUGAUUGACAGGUCGUGGUUCAAUCACCUCGGAAAGUACGACACCGCCAUGGACAUCUGGGGGGGGGAGAACUUCGAGAUCUCGUUCCGGGUGUGGCAGUGCGGCGGCUCUCUGGAGAUCCUGCCCUGCAGCCGCGUGGGUCACGUCUUCAGGAAGAAGCACCCGUACGUCUUCCCUGAGGGCAACGCCAACACCUACAUCAAGAACACACGGCGCACGGCGGAGGUGUGGAUGGACGACUUCCGUCUCUUCUACUACUCUGCUCGACCUGCAGCCCGGGGGAAAUCCUACGGAGAUGUCCGAGGCCGAGUGGAACUGCGCAAGAAGCUCAAGUGCAAAUCCUUUAAGUGGUACUUGGAUAACGUCUACCCGGAGCUCAAGGUCCCGGACGACUCGGACUCUCAGUCGGGGGUGAUCCGGCAGCGGCAGAACUGUCUGGAGUCUCGGAGGCUGGAGAGCCAGGAGCUGCCCUUCCUCACACUGGCCCCCUGCAUCGGGAAGGAGGGGGUCCCCGCCAUCAACCAGGAGUGGGUGUACACACACGGGCAGCAGAUCCGACAGCAGCAGCACUGUCUGUCUCUGUCCACCACCUUCCCCGCCUCACAGGUGCUGCUCAUGCCCUGCAACAUGGCCGACGGCAAGCAGCGCUGGCAGAAGUCGGGCACUCACCUGGAGCACCUGGUGUCUCGGUUCUGUCUGGACUCGGAGAUGGCUCUGGACGGCAUAGACUCGUCCCGCAUGCUGGUCAUCAGCCCCUGUGAACUGAGCGCCUACACACAGAGAUGGGAGGUCCCGUUCUCCUGACCCUUAACCCCGUGAGACACCUUUCACCCCCAAACACACCUGCCCCGUCACCCACACACAGCCUCAAAUAGUAGCAGAGGGGACGCUCUGACGGAGGGAGGUGUGCACGAGCACGUGACGGAAGCUGGAUGGAGGGUUUGUUAUGACUUUUUGACGCCUCUUCGCUGUCUGUCAUGGGGAGACAUCCAAGAGAGGAUCAUUUAUGAAGAUCUGUCAUGGAUCAAAACAUUGUUACAUGAAUCAGAAAUGUCUGGUUUGUUUUGUCCGGAGAAUAAAGUGUGAAAGUUUGAGGGGACGAGACAAACCAAGUGCACCUUAAACCCCCGACCUGUCAGAGCUGUAAAGAAGCUUUGUGUGAGGAAAGAAUCUAAGAGAAUGUGUCUUGUUAUAUUUUGCAAUGAAAGUAUGUGUAAAGAACCUGGGGAUUAAAACCAAGCACAAAACAAGCUUAUAGUUUAAAUCAAGACCUUAGUUAAACUGCAGAAUAGAGUGGUGCAGAGAGGACCAGAAGUUAGCAUCGCAAAGCCGCCCUCCUCAAAAAGGGAUUGGGGAUUUUUCCAUUGGAUUUUAUUGCAAAUAACCUCCGCAUAUUAACACUACUUUUUGAAGUGAAAAGAUAACCUUGGGCUAUAAAGGAACUACAGCACGGUCACAUGACUUCACGUCACCACCGCUAAGCUAAAGGAGGCUAAUGUUGGGCUAUAAAGGAACUACAGCACGGUCACAUGACUUCACGUCACCACCGCUAAGCUAAAGGAGGCUAAUGUUGGGCUAUAAAGGAACUACAGCACGGUCACAUGACUUCACGUCACCACCGCUAAGCUAAAGGCGGCUAAUGUUGGGCUAUAAAGGAACUACAGCACGGUCACAUGACUUCACGUCACCACCGCUAAGCUAAAGGUGGCUAAUGUUGGGCUAUAAAGGAACUACAGCACGGUCACAUGACUUCACGUCACCACCACAAAGCUAAAGGCGGCUAAUGUUGGGCUAUAAAGGAGCUACAGCAUGGUCACAUGACUCCACGUCACCACCGCUAAGCCAAAGGCGGCUAACGAUGGGCCUGGUGGCGUUUAGUCGUCUCUUUUAGACUCUUGUUAGCAACCGGGGACGACUCAUUCCUGCACCACUCUAUAAGCAUCUUGAUAAGAUUGUCAAAUUAAAAGUCCAUUCUUCAUGGGACCUGAGCAGGAACAUAUUUUUGCUCUAAAUUUAUAAAAUCAGUUCUUAUAACCACGCUAGCAUCUCAGUUCACUUCAAGAUAACUUAGUAACCGUCCUUUGGGGGACGGACAGAGAGUUUAAGGCUGACAGAACCAAAAUCAACUUUAGUGGUAAGAACUCAUUACCUGGUUGGAUAGUUUAUAAAAUGCUCUUAAUAUGAAAGGGAUUUCUCUGCUCUGCCCUGCAAGAUGGAUGAGAUGUUUUGUUGAAUUUUGGAUGUUUAUAUGACCAUAAUUUCCCUGUUUUUAUACUGCAGCUUCCUUUUCCCUGUAUCUACAAGUGCAAACGCGCCACAACAGCACAAAACUGGGCUGCAGCUUCAGAAAUGGGGCAAAUAUAAAAACACAAAUGUGCCAAAAUGCAUGCAAAUAAAGUAAGGUCUUCACAAAAUCAACGAAAACAUUUGCAGCGUUUCCUAGAAGAGCUGCACAAACAAUGCACUCAACAAAGAAGCUCAAAACACAUCAGGAACAGGGGACUUUGGCCCAUGUGUGCUUUUUUUAUUUGCAUUGUUUCUAAAGCUGCAGCGCGUUUCUCGUUCUGGAAAUGUUUUGGGCCGCUGUGGCGCGUUUGCACCUGGUGGCCACCGUAUAUAUCAGUAUAUCUGAUUGUAGAAGUAUAAAGCUAGAGCAUGGAAAACACACAAAGAAGAGGCGAGCACAAAAACAAAAGCUAAAUCAAAUCUGAUACAGAAAUAAGAGACGCAGACAGAAAGGGCUACGAGUGUAAAUAAAGGCACAAUAAGGAGGAGGAAGAUGUCUGCAGCACCUGGCUGAGCAUGACAACAUUUUUCUGCACAUGUUUUCUUUUCCACUUUAUGAAACUGGGGGAAAAGCUUUACUCACAAUGUUUCUUCAUUCUCUAAACUCAAGAGUCUUUAUGGAUUUACAGAAAGAAGUGUCGACUGUCGAUGCUUUUUCAGAAUCGAGAUAUUUCUGGUCUUGUUGACGGACGAACUGCAGCUGCUGACGAGGUCAAACCUGUGACCCUGCAGUCAUGUGACUUCUUCUGUGGUUUUUCAUUUCAAAUUCCAACAGAGUCAAGUAAACGGAAGACCCGUAAAUAUUUCCCAUCCCUAAACUCCCCUCACCAUCAUUUUGCAAGUCCUGUUUUUUCAAACGAUGGAUUUCUAACUUUGGAAAGGAACUGAGUCCCUCUUUCCUGUGUUUGAUAUCAUCCACUGCAUCAUUUUGAUAUCCUGUUUGACUCCUGAAUAAAGGUUUUAUAACG